Molecule: messenger RNA, 632 nt
Organism: Zophobas morio
Lineage: Eukaryota; Metazoa; Arthropoda; Insecta; Coleoptera; Tenebrionidae
Product: small ribosomal subunit protein uS12-like
Exons: 6
Coding region: 82-579 (165 amino acids)
Biological process (GO): translation
Cellular component (GO): ribosome; small ribosomal subunit
Molecular function (GO): structural constituent of ribosome
Source: RefSeq, a predicted model, not a curated record
AUAAAACGGCCUGUGCUUGGUCGCGUUUGAUAUCGUAAAGGCAGGAGCUCUGUGUCUGGAAGUCAUUUAUAAACUUCAAGCAUGACACUAUUACAGUGUAUUCGCCGUAAAAAAUAUCGUAAAAUUAAGGUUAGCAAGUGUAAAGCUCUUCAAGGAUGCCCUUUCAAAUCUGGCGUAGUAUUGAAACUUAUGAUAAUGAAGCCCAAAAAACCGAAUUCCGCUAAUCGAAGAGUUGCAAAAGUUCGUUUGAGCAACGGAUUUAUAAUAAACGCCUUUAUUAAUGGUGGUAAGCACAACCUUUCCCCUCAUUCAUCUGUGUUAGUCCGUGGAGGCGGUAGGAAAGAUUUGCCUGGUGUUAACUAUUCCUUAGUGCGAGGUAACCGAGACUUGGGAGGAGCUGACAGAGUGCAUGCUCGUUCAAAAUAUGGGGCUAAAAAAUCCGACAAAGGUGAGACCAAAAAGAAUUACUCCACCUUUACUUCUUUUUUGUUAGCAGCUGCGGAUUUGCACCUCUUGAAACUUCAAGUUAGGAUGUUUAACACCGCAUCUGAGUUGAUGAUUACUAGUAGAUUAAUUUAAGGACGGUUGUCUUCGACCCAGCAACGUUUAUCACAAAAUAAAAGAUAAAGGAA